AUGAGUUCUGGGAGUGAUUACGACGUGAAAUUCAGUACGCCAACCGCAUCAAGCGCGAUACCAAAGAGCGCGGGCGAUAAAAGCCACUGGGUGAGAGAUGAGGGAGGUAACGGGGAAGCGACGGGCUUUGUUAAUCCAUGGGAAAGCUCUCGCGUAUUGUCUUUUCCAGCACUAUUCAGGGCCAUGAUCCAGCACAAAUUCUUCUCUGGAGACAGCCAGAGGCCUGAUACUACCUCAUCAACUGUACCUGUCGUCAAACCAAACUUCCUCUCUUCUAGAAAUGGAUGCCAAGCUCUUCGUGCAACAUGGCUAGGUCAUGCCUGUUACUUCGUUGAGUUCCCAUCUGGCCUACGGUUUCUCUUUGAUCCCGUAUUCGAAGAACGCUGUUCUCCGUUCUCCUGGAUAGGCCAUAAAAGGCUCACACCCAAGCCCUGCGACAUCUCCGAUAUUCCGACCAUUGAUUGUGUUAUCAUAAGCCACUCUCAUUACGAUCAUCUUUCGCAUCCCACUAUCCUUGAAAUCCGAAAAAUUCACCCUUCGGCCCAAUUCUGUGUCCCAAAGGGUCUCAGAAAAUGGUUCGCAGACUGCGGUAUCAAGGACGCUAUCGAGCUCGACUGGUGGGAGGACGUCAACCUCAAGUUGCUCAAAUCAACCAGAGAGGAUGUUGUUGAGGCUAGAAUCUCAUGCCUCCCUUGUCAACAUACAUCUGCGCGUACUCCUUUUGAUAAAGCAGCCACAUUGUGGGCUUCUUGGUCUGUUUCUUCAGGUGGCAAGUCAGUGUACUUCGCAGGUGACACUGGCUAUCGCGCGGUCCCGCAUUUGCCUAAAGACGUUGAUGACUGGGGAUCAGAUUUCGCUCAUCUGGCCGUCUGUCCUGCUUUCAAACAAAUUGGCGAAUUACGAGGACCAUUUGAUCUGGGCCUGAUACCAAUAGGAGCGUAUAAGCCACGACAUGUUCUAAGUUCCGUGCACUCGAAUCCGUAUGACUCCGUUGAGAUUUUCAAGGAUACUCAAUGUAAAAAGGCGAUUGGAAUUCACUGGGGGACUUGGGCCGUGGCGGAAGAGGAUGCGAUGGAACCACCACAUUUACUGAGGAAAGCACUCGCUAAAAGCGGACUUCCUGAGACUGGGGUAUUUGACGUGUGCAAUAUUGGGGAGAGUAGGGAGUUCUGA
This is a messenger RNA of Penicillium maclennaniae, 1173 nucleotides long. Its product is annotated as N-acyl-phosphatidylethanolamine-hydrolyzing phospholipase D. Gene Ontology annotation, biological process: N-acylphosphatidylethanolamine metabolic process; N-acylethanolamine metabolic process. The coding region runs from base 1 to 1173 and encodes 390 amino acids. NCBI's taxonomy places the organism in Eukaryota, Fungi, Ascomycota, Eurotiomycetes, Eurotiales, Aspergillaceae. The transcript is spliced from 3 exons. Gene Ontology annotation, molecular function: zinc ion binding; N-acylphosphatidylethanolamine-specific phospholipase D activity. Gene Ontology annotation, cellular component: cytoplasm; membrane-bounded organelle. The record is from RefSeq and is a predicted model, not a curated record.